Messenger RNA from Purpureocillium lilacinum, 1341 nucleotides. NCBI's taxonomy places the organism in Eukaryota, Fungi, Ascomycota, Sordariomycetes, Hypocreales, Ophiocordycipitaceae. The record is from RefSeq and is a predicted model, not a curated record.
AUGCUGGAGAACGGUCGUCGGGUCGAGCCUGUUGACGGUCAGCAUCGGAUCGAGGCACUCAAGGAAUACGUGUCCAAAACCGGCGCUGGGAAGGAGGAGCUGUAUUGGCACUGCAACUUGUGCGAUCGCGAUACCCUUCCGCCAGAACUGAGCCUCGCGCUGCGGAUGAACCCUCGGAACCCGAUGAUGGCGGACAGCCACGGCGACAUCUGGGUUCAACUCGUCGCCGCGGCGUCCAAGAACCCCGACAUCUUCCACGGCAAUACCGCCGACAUGGAGGAACAGAUGCUCCGUGCUCUCCAUAUCAGCGGCGAGUUCGGCUUCCCGCUGCGCCGGCUCGUCACCAUCUGGCGCAACGAGCGCUGGCGGCAGAUGACUACACGGUGGUGCGAAACGACGGUCGGCCGCGCGACCUUCCAAAUCUCGACGUGGGACUGGAUGAUUUGCCACCGGACCGACGAUUUCUGGUUCAUGGCAUUUCGGCAGGUCUUGGGCACGCUCGCGCAGCUCCCCGGAGACGCCGCGAGACUCGUUUCGUCCGAGGACUGGAAGACGAUGAGUGCCUCUCUCGACGCCGAGCGGACCCGGGACGAGGUGCAGGGUCUUUUCUACCCGGGGGACCACUCGGAAGCCGAUCAGUGUCGCGAGCGAACGCAACCCCAAGCUGCUGCGAGCCUUUGGCGACCGCGCGUACUGGGACGUCUACGAGAGGAUCCUAAGCACGUCGGUGCUCGGUUCCCGGACAUUCAUCACAUCACGGGCAUGUCACAAGGGCAGGGCCGCGUCCUAUUCCAAGUCAUGGACCACGUCGUGAACUGGCUGAACCCCAAGAGAACGAUUAUCGUCGACCGUCGGAGGAAUACGAAGCCGCUACUUCGCGUGGACCUCGAGCCGGUACUGGACUACUACACCCUGACGCGGCUGCGACAAGCCGAGAAGCGGGUCAAGAUAUUCCAUGCAUCUGCCGCGCCACAAUUGCCACGCGAGAGCGCGUCCGUGUUGCUCCAGCAGGAGGUGCUCGAGCACGUGUUGGGGCAUCUGGCGGCCUUUAAUGCGCCCAAGAUGAGGCACUAUCUGAAAGACGGAGACCCGGUCGACGAUAGCUAUGCGGCUCGCUUUCGCGAGAACACUUGGGCUGAUGUGCUCAAGAUCGUCCGCUGGUACGUGGGCAGCGACUUUCGGCCGAUGUGGCUCCCGGUGGAGGGCGGCAACGACAAACCGCCAGAAGCGGAGCCAUCCACGCAAGCGGCGAGUCUGACAGACGCGUUGUGUAACUACGACGCUGGCCUAUCCGCGGUGCGCGAGAAGCUGCACGGCAAGCCGCAGUCGUCAGUGUUUUGA